Notothenia coriiceps (black rockcod) is the source of this 680-nucleotide messenger RNA. Its product is annotated as calmodulin-lysine N-methyltransferase. The coding region runs from base 126 to 542 and encodes 138 amino acids. Lineage: Eukaryota; Metazoa; Chordata; Actinopteri; Perciformes; Nototheniidae. Gene Ontology annotation, cellular component: cytoplasm. Gene Ontology annotation, molecular function: calmodulin-lysine N-methyltransferase activity. The record is from RefSeq and is a predicted model, not a curated record. The transcript has 5 exons.
GUUGGUGUAGUUACCAUAAAAAAGCCUUAUUUUUUGUAUAACCUUAUAUAUAUACCGGUAACUGUGACAGCCCUACAGUUAUUACAUUUGUUUGCAGAUUUAUUUACGCCCAGCGGUUGGAUAAAAUGGAGAGGGACUGCAUCGACACUGCAGAAAAAACCAAGCCGGCGUCGCCUUUGAGGAAAAAUAUUAAUGAAGAAGCAGCUAAUUCACCGAUCUGUGGUGCUACUGAUGUGGCGAAGGCCAGGUGGACUCUGCUGAGACAGGUGUUGCGUCAGAAGCAGACGGACGCUCCAGAGGUCAAACAGGUGUCUGUCCGCAGGUUUGCAACGUUUGACCUUUUCAGCAGGAAGAGGCUUCUGACUCAAGACCCCAGUGAUACCUCAGACGACCAGUGGGUGGAGUACAGAAGUGUCUUCUUUCCCGAGUACAGUGCCUUGCUCAGGGACAACAUGGGGCCUAUCCGAGUUAACGAAGUGCUCAACAGUUUUGACAACACCGGUAAUGUCUCUGGAGUCGUGCUUGGCCAGAUGGGUAACUGAGUUCCUGACUUGGCCGGUGGAUUAGCACAGCCGGAGAUGAGAGCAUAAAGCAGACCAUGGUGCCACGGACAUUUGUGUUUGCCAACUGAGGCUGAAAUACUCUCUCUCUCUGGACAUGGAGAUGCCUGGUCAUAAUUG